GAGGGUUCAAGCCUUCCCCAGCUGCAGCUUCGGAAAAGGAUGCUCGAGCGUUUCUCUACGAGUGCAAGGGAACUGCGGGAGGGACUUGCAUCCCUGGCCGGGGCGGGAGUGGAGCUGUACUAGCUUUUGCCUGCUGGCGGACGCCUUCCGAGACCGAGGAAGGACACCGAGGACAGUCUUUCGUUCUGCCUUCCACCCAGGGGCCCCGAAGUGUAUCUCUCGCUCCGUCCCGUCCCCCACCCUCCACAUCCACCCCUUGAUGGCAUGAUCACCUGCGAUCAGAUCAGUGGCCUGAGAGGGAAGGAGAGAUGGGACGCCGGGGGUGAUGGAGGGGAGGCAGGCUUCUUGGAGCAGCUCGUUUAAUUGGGGGAGGGUGAACAAAGGCUGUUUAAACCUUUGAGGAGUAGGCAGAGGCUCUCGGGAUGAGUGUAUACCCCUGGCCUGCUAAUAUUAGCCUCGUUUUCCUGAAAAGAAGAAAUUCCAGAUGCUUGCUGCACACGUCCCUGUAAGAAGCGUGGAAGUUUAACCUGUAACCUGCAUGACAGAGGUGGGGGCCGGGACUUGCAGGCCCGGAGCAGGGAAGGGAGUGGUCACCCCCCCCCCAGACCAGAUGUCCAGGGUUGAAACCGCUCGACCUCACUCCUGCUCUGGACCAGCUCCUCCCGGUUCCACAGUAGCCCGGCCCCACACCCAAACUCAGAACGCUUAGAGUAGGGGGUUGGCAAACUGGAGGGAGUCUCCGCCGGCUGACCUCGCCUCGCGGCUGGCUGGGUGCGGGGCACCGCAGAAUCCAGGACAGAACUCUUGGCACCAUGAACCCAGCCAUCGGCAUCGCUCUCCUGCUUUCAGUCUUGCAGAUGUCCCGAGGGCAGAAGGUGACCAGCCUGACAGCCUGCCUGGUGGACCAGAACCUUCGCCUGGACUGCCGUCAUGAGAAUAACACCAACUUGCCCAUCCAGCACGAGUUCAGCCUGACCCGAGAGAAAAAGAAGUACGUGCUCUCGGGCACCCUCGGGGUACCUGAGCACACGUACCGCUCUCGGGUGAGCCUCUCCAGCAAGCCCAACAUCAAGGUCCUCACCUUGGCCAACUUUACCAACAAGGACGAGGGCAUCUACACGUGUGAGCUGCGAACCUCGACCCAGCCUCCCACGGUCUCCUUUCAAAACAUCUCUGUGCUCAGAGACAAGCUGGUGAAGUGUGGUGGCAUAAGCCUGCUGGUUCAGAACACCUCAUGGCUGCUGCUGCUCCUGCUUUCGCUCUCCCUCCUCCAAGCCAUGGAUUUCAUUUCUCUGUGACUGGCUGGGCCCACGAAGAAACAGGAAGCCUCUAGGCCCAGUAAAGAGGUCCUGUUUCUCUGUGUCAGCUGACUCCCUCCCCUAGUCCCUCAAAUAUCUCAAAAAUGGGGAGAAGCGGGGACCCUGUCCCUCAUAAGGAACCCCAGUGCUGCAUGCCAUCGCCACCCACCCUCUCUUCACACCACUGGCUGUCAUUUUGUACUCUUUAUUCCAGGGUUGCUUCUGUCUGUUUAUUUAGGGCUUAUCCUUUCCUUUCUCUGAGAGUUUGGGACAAGGGAGGCCAGGACUGGGGACCUGACGGAGCAUAAGGGCAUAUGAUGGGCUGCGGGGUGGCAGGAUAUCAGUCUCUGAGGGAGGAGUUCCUCCUUGCCAACCAAGCCAGAUGCCUGAAAUAGGUAUGGAUGAGGGAGAUGGAGUGUGUUUGUGCCUGAUGCGCCCAGUGGGCAGGGAGGGGAUGCCUGAAGAUAGCAGGGCGCUGCUGUGCCUUUGUGGCCCAUCUAAUGAGGAUGAGAACGUAGCUUCUACGAGAUCAUUCUCAGCCACCACAUACAAGCCCCUUCCUAUCACUGAAGAAAUCUCUUGGGGCUCUUGAGCCAAGGUACACUCAGGAAAGAUGGAGGGAAUAUUGAGCCAGGAAAUACUGGGGGAAAGGAUAGGAGGUAGGGGGCCAUCAUCCCUCCUCUAAAACAAGAGCCUGCGGUCUCCAGUGCCACUGCCUGUAAUGAAAAGGGUGGCAGAGAAAGACAAGCCCUUCCUCUGCUCCCAAGGAAGCAGAAUUCUGACUACAGGAUCUAAGUCAGUGAAGGAAGGGAGCCCUAGGGCCACCCAGCUGGACUCAGCUUGCUAAGGAAGAUUCUUUGUUCUUCUUUCCCUUGCCCCUCUGUGCCAGCUCCUCUUGCUGUCCCAGAUCCCCCAAACAACCAGAGUCUUGCAACCUGCCUUGUCCAGGAAUUCCUAGUGUCAGAGGCAGGUGGUGGCGUGAGACGCAGCGUGCACACUUUUGGGAAGACAGCUUUUCCAAACACCCUCUUUCCCGCUGGCAGCUCUGCCCGUCCUGUCACUGUGUGUAAUGCCACCAUAGCUUAAAGCAUCUCACUGAGGAAAAAGAAAACUGCACAAUAAAACCAAGUCUCUGGAGUCUG
Molecule: messenger RNA, 2440 nt
Organism: Meriones unguiculatus (Mongolian gerbil)
Lineage: Eukaryota; Metazoa; Chordata; Mammalia; Rodentia; Muridae
Gene: Thy1
Product: Thy-1 cell surface antigen
Exons: 4
Coding region: 813-1298 (161 amino acids)
Source: RefSeq, a predicted model, not a curated record